CAACUACUACAAGGCCCAAUAAUGUAAUUCCAUAUAUGAAAACAAAAUCAAACUCUGCAACUAUUUCUUCUUCGACUUGAUUUACAGAGACAGAAUCAAAAAAUUUGGGUAUUUGGAAUUGAGUUGAGUCGGAGUUAGACUCUCAGCAGCCAUGGAAGUUGAUUUGGUGCCAAUGGCAUCUGCUAUUGGUGUAUCAGUACCAGUAUUAAGAUUCUUAUUAUGUUUCGUAGCAACAAUUCCAGUUAGUUUCUUACAUAGAUUUGUACCUGGGACUUUGCCAAAACAUCUCUAUUCAGCAAUUACUGGUGUGAUUUUAUCAUAUCUUUCUUUUGGCUUCUCUUCAAAUCUUCACUUUUUGAUUCCCAUGUUAUUGGGCUAUACUUCUAUGAUUGUGUUGAGAAAGUAUUGUGGAAUUAUUACUUUCUUCACUGGAUUUGGUUAUCUUAUUGGAUGCCACGUAUAUUACAUGAGUGGGGAUGCAUGGAAGGAAGGAGGGAUCGAUGCAACUGGAGCAUUGAUGGUGUUGGUCCUAAAGGUCAUCUCAUGUGCAAUUAAUUAUAAUGAUGGGUUAUUAAAAGAAGAGGGUCUUCGUGAAGCGCAAAAGAAAAACCGUCUGCUUAAGUUGCCUUCACUAAUUGAGUAUAUCGGAUACUGUCUGUGCUGUGGAAGUCACUUUGCUGGGCCAGUUUAUGAAAUGAAAGAUUAUUUAGAAUGGACAGAUAGAAAAGGGAUUUGGGCACCCUCUCAGAAAGGAACACCAUCGCCUUUUGGUGCAACCAUUCGAGCUAUCUUGCAAGGCGCUCUCUGCAUGGGCUUGUAUUUGUACCUGGUUCCGCAUUUUCCAUUGUCCCGGUUCACUGACCCUCUAUACCAGGAAUAUGGUUUCUGGAAACGGCUUAGUUACCAAUAUAUGGCUGGGUUUACAGCAAGGUGGAAAUAUUACUUUAUCUGGUCAAUUUCUGAGGCUUCGAUCAUUAUUUCUGGCUUGGGUUUCACUGGUUGGACUGAUUCUUCUUCACCAAAAUGGGACCGAGCGAAAAAUGUUGAUAUUCUUGGAGUUGAAUUUGCUAAGAGUGCUGUUCAGUUGCCAGUUUACUGGAACAUUCAAGUCAGCACUUGGUUACGCCAUUAUGUGUAUGAGAGGCUCAUUCAGAAGGGUAAAAAACCUGGUUUCCUGCAGUUGCUGGCUACACAGACAAUUAGUGCUGUAUGGCAUGGACUGUAUCCUGGAUACAUCAUUUUCUUUGUUCAAUCAGCAUUGAUGAUUGCAGGUUCAAGAGUUAUUUACCGAUGGCAGCAAGCUGUUCCUCAGGGUCUUAAGACCGUACUUGUCCUUAUGAAUUUCGCAUAUACCGUACUGGUUCUUAACUAUUCCUGCGUUGGGUUCAUGGUAUUGAGCAUGCACGAGACGCUAGCUUCAUACGGGAGUGUACAUUACAUUGGUACUGUCAUCCCCAUUGUGUUGAUCCUCCUCGGUAUGGUUGUCAAACCAGCAAAGCCUGCAAGAUCAUCUAACCCAAGAAAAGAAGAGUGAAAAAAAAAUCAGAAGACCGUAUUUCGAAACAAGAUAAAUCCAAAAGUGGUUAAAAGAAGCAGUCUAGGGCUUCAUCCCUGAUUCAUUUUCUUGUUCAGAAUUGUUAUAUUUCUAAUUUAGACAAAAAGCUCUAACUUAUUGAUUGAUCUUCUUUGAAAAUUUCCCCCAUGUAAAAAACCUCAGUUUAAAUCUUCACUGAGAUUUUCUUUUAAUCAUUUUCUUCUUUUUAUUGCUUCUGCAA
Molecule: messenger RNA, 1775 nt
Organism: Papaver somniferum (opium poppy)
Lineage: Eukaryota; Viridiplantae; Streptophyta; Magnoliopsida; Ranunculales; Papaveraceae
Product: lysophospholipid acyltransferase 1-like
Exons: 8
Coding region: 152-1534 (460 amino acids)
Biological process (GO): triglyceride biosynthetic process; lipid modification; phospholipid biosynthetic process
Cellular component (GO): endoplasmic reticulum; membrane
Molecular function (GO): acyltransferase activity
Source: RefSeq, a predicted model, not a curated record